CUGAGAAACUCAGCAGAAGGAACAGAUAGAAACAGAGAGGCUUCCCGCUGAAGGCUUGUGCUCCCAGAUGGAGAGAGGGGGCGCGCGCGCCUCGCGGGCUGUGCCUGCGCGCCCCCGCCUGGGGCUAUAAAAGCCUGGCCACCUGCUGCCGCAAGUGCGUCCAGUUGCCCGAGAAGCCAGUUCACCUCCUCCGGCGGCAGCUCCUCUCGACAUGGACCCUGAGACCUGCACCUGCCCUACUGGCGGCUCCUGCACCUGCACUGACUCCUGCAAGUGCGAGGGAUGCAAAUGCACCUCCUGCAAGAAGAGCUGCUGCUCCUGCUGCCCCGCAGAGUGUGAGAAAUGCGCCAAGGACUGUGUGUGUAAAGGUGGAGAGGGGGCCGAAGCUGAGGAGACGUGUAGCUGCUGCCAGUGAGGACGUGCCCCUCGUGCCAAGCAUGUGUAAAUAGUGCUGGGUGGCUCAGUGCCGCCUGUGGCCCUCCCCUGCUAGCCACUGGCAAGUGACAAUAAAUCCUGCGAAUGGC
Molecule: messenger RNA, 524 nt
Organism: Hippopotamus amphibius kiboko
Lineage: Eukaryota; Metazoa; Chordata; Mammalia; Artiodactyla; Hippopotamidae
Gene: MT3
Product: metallothionein 3
Exons: 4
Coding region: 212-415 (67 amino acids)
Biological process (GO): positive regulation of ERK1 and ERK2 cascade
Molecular function (GO): metal ion binding
Source: RefSeq, a predicted model, not a curated record